Molecule: messenger RNA, 2143 nt
Organism: Styela clava
Lineage: Eukaryota; Metazoa; Chordata; Ascidiacea; Stolidobranchia; Styelidae
Source: RefSeq, a predicted model, not a curated record
UCUAAGGCGAAUAUUCAUAACAGCCGUGAAAACUGAGUUGUAUCGUUGCAAUACGCAUCAUUGAGGAGUUCGCAACAAAGUGCUAUAUUUGAUAUGGCAAAGAUUUUUUACGUUCUGAUCGGUUUGUGCAUGUGGUAUGAAGUGAAUUCCACAUUUAUAAGUAGUUUUUCCAACAUUGUCAACUACGUCGUCACCGAUGGAAAGUUUGUAUUUAAUACGAAAUCGUUACUUGACGAGAGUUUGCUCAAUAACGAAAUUCGUGAAAAAUAUAACGACAUAUCUCAAGGUGAGAUAACAAUUACUACAACCUCGGGACAAGUCAUUGGAUCAAUCUUAGACGAGGCGCAUGCGUUUUUCAGCGUGCCAUAUGCGGCGCCACCAGUUGGGAAGCUUAGAUUUCGUAAUACCAAACCCGUAAUCAAAAGUUUGAAUCCCAUCAAUGCUACAAUACCGAACAGACUGAAUUGUCGCCAGCUUCCACACACCGAGUGCGAGGCGGGUUAUUGUAUCAUACUGCAAGACGAAGAUUGUCUCGUUCUCAAUGUUUUUGUUCCAAAAACGGUUGAUUUAUCGUCCCAAAACCCUGGAACAAAUCUUCCUGUUUUACUGUGGAUACACGGUGGUGCGUUCUUCUCUGGUACCGGAACUUCGCCUAAAACAGAUGGUCGAUGGCUGAGUCAAGCAACAAAUACAAUCGUUGUUACAAUCAAUUAUAGGCUAGGAGCCUAUGGAUUCCUGGUCUACAAUAAAGGUAGCGAUUAUUUGAAUGGAAAUCAAGGACUGAAAGACCAACAAAUGGCAAUGCAAUGGGUGCAGCAAAAUAUUGAAAAUUUUGGUGGCGAUAAGGACAGGGUGACCAUAUUUGGUGAAAGUGCAGGAGCACAAUCUGUGAUGUGGCACAUGUUAUCUGAAGUAAGCAGGCCCCUUUACAGAAGGGCAAUACUUGAAAGUAAUGCUGCGAUCUUCCCCCACCAAACGCAGCAAGAAGCGAUGGAUGUUACAGAGAGACUGCUGAAACAACUUAAUUGCAGUGCAGACGAUGUCGCUAUUGAAUUUGCAUGCUUGUUAAAUGCACCAGUAGAGGAGUUGGAUAAUUUUCCUAAAGUGAUGGCAGCCUCAGCGAUUGAUGGUGACGGAUGGAGUGCAGUUGAACCCUAUCGACCGAUUAUAGAUGGAGUUGAAUUUACAGAUCAACCUUUAACUUUAUUCAAGACAGGAAAAUGGAAUGUAGACAGAGAAUAUAUUGUGGGAGCGAAUACGGAAGAAGUUGAAAUAUUGCAGUACUAUGUUCCCGGAGACCAAGGAUUAUCAAGAUUUGCUUUUCGGAAAAUCAAUACACUGUUCAUGGGGGAUGAAGUAGGUCAGAAAACCGCAGAUUAUUACGAAGAAUUAAUCGGCCCAGACGGUGAUGAUUACAGUAAAAUUCUUGGUAUCGAAGCAGGAGAUGCAUUUUUCAUUUGUCCAAGCCGAGCAAUGUCGAGGUUUGCAUACAAAACUGCAGAUAACCCAAGUGGAUUAUAUUUCUACAUGUUUGAUCAUCCAAUCGAUGGAAAAUAUUGUCACGAAGUAUAUCCAAAAAACGAAACGUGUGGAUAUGUUUAUCACUCUGCUGAAAUUCCCUUUGUUUUUAGAUCAGGAGACGGAUACGGAUAUUAUUUCAACGAAAACGAUACUUUAGUAGCGGAUCAGUUCAGCAAGUAUUGGGGUAACUUUGCUCGUAUGGGGGAUCCCAAUAAUGAUGACGAAGGGCCCUCAUUUCCAGAAAUUCCGUAUUGGCCAGCAUACGUUAUGUCACAAGAUAAAGAGGAUUGGAUGAAUAUUCACAUUGAGCCACCGAGCCCAUUUGUCGAAGCCCGUUACAAAGAAGAUAUUUGUGAUUUUUGGGACAGUCUGAAUUUUUACGUUACGUUUCCAGAAUCUACCGGCACAUAUACCGUAACCGCUGCACCAACACAACCAUUCUCAAAUACCAGCUUAGCGACGCAUAAAGUAACAACAAUAAAGGAUGAGAUUAACACCACUUCUUCAGCCAGUAGACUUACGUUUUUCAACGUUUAUGUAUUGAUAUGUGCCUAUAAAUGUAUUAGUCAGUGGGUUUAGAUGAUUUUAUGAAUAUGUCAGUUGUAUGUUCACAAGAAUUAUA